GAAGACUCUGCUUGUUUUGUUUGUGCAGCGAAAAAGAAAACGAAAGCGAAGAAGAAAAAAGAAAAAAGAAGUUGGUUCCAUACUUCCAUUUGAGACUACAAAUUCUUACUUCAUUCAACGCUUCUUCUCAUCCAAAGUUGUAAAACCCAAUUUUGAUUUUGUGGGCACAGAAUCACUGAUUAAAAUAACAUUGCGGUCAAAUUCAGUGUUCAAUCUCUGCUCUACUCAAAUCCCCACUCUCACAAUCAUCUGUAUAUAUAACCCAACGCCAUUUUCGACCAAACCAAGCUCCACAUCAAGAGGGAACGAAAUUUCUCACCACAGUCCAGUCCAGGCACAGGGGGUUCUCAGAUUCUCUCUUCCACCUCGCUCCGUCAUUCUACGAUCCUUCACUAGGCUGGAGACAGAAGAGAAAAAGAUAAUACAUGGAGGACGUUGCAGGAAGAAGUUUGGAAUGCCAGAAGAUUAUGGAUGGGAAGGCGACUAAUGGGAAUGGUUUAGAUGGGGCCAUUCCUUCUUGUUGCUUGAAGGCUAAGACUUCAGACCCUGAGCUUGAGGCUCAAUGCCAUUCAACUGUUGUUUCUGGCUGGUUUUCAGAAUUUCAGUCUGGCUCUGAUAAAGCUAGCAAAAAUGUUUACUUCAACAACCCAAUGUGGCCGGGUGAAGCACAUGCUCUGCAAGUAGAGAAUAUACUGUUUAAAGGAAAGUCAGAGUACCAAGAGGUUAUGGUUUUUGAGUCGGCAUCAUAUGGGAAAGUCCUUGUUCUUGAUGGUAUUGUGCAACUGACAGAGAAAGACGAAUGUGCCUACCAAGAAAUGAUAGCGCAUCUCCCUCUUUGUUCAAUCCCAUCUCCAAAAACUGUUCUGGUUGUUGGCGGAGGUGAUGGGGGAGUUCUGAGGGAAAUUUCUCGGCACGACUCGGUGGAGCACAUAGACAUUUGUGAGAUAGAUAAGAUGGUCAUUGAUGUUUCGAAGAAGUUUUUCCCUCAAUUAGCUGUUGGAUUUGAGGACCCCCGCGUCCACCUUCAUGUUGGUGAUGCUGUUGAAUUUCUUCGGAAUGCAAGGCAAGGGAAGUAUGAUGCCAUCAUUGUUGAUUCAUCUGAUCCUGUGGGUCCUGCACAGGAGCUAGUGGAGAUGCCCUUUUUUCAGACGAUAGCCCGAGCAUUAAGAUCCGGGGGCGUUCUCUGUAACAUGGCCGAGAGUAUGUGGCUGCAUACACAUCUCAUUCAGGAUAUGAUAUCGAUUUGUCGCGAAACAUUUAAGGAUGUCCAUUAUGCAUGGACUAGCGUUCCAACAUAUCCAAGUGGUGUAAUUGGGUUUCUGCUCUGCUCAACUGAAGGGCCAACAGUUGAUUUCAGGAACCCUGUGAAUCCCAUUGAGAACUUGGUCGGACAACAUCUCAAGUCUAAAAGAGAACUCAAAUUCUACAACUCCGAGAUGCACUCGGCUGCAUUUGCGCUGCCAUCGUUUCUGAAGAGGGAGGUGAAGGCACUGAGCGACGCCCCAGUUUCGGGCAAAAAUGGAUGGAUUUCCUCCUGAGAAUUGAAAUGCAUUUUUCCAAGAUGGUGAUGGGUUUUGUUUAGUGUAUACAUAGAAGUAUUGGAGUGGCUGCGACUGUUAGUGAGGGCAUUGUUAACGACUUCUAUUUAAUAAUUGAGGUUUGGUAUCCUAUUAGAAGCAAAAUGGUUGGCUUUUCCCAUGGCUGAUUGGUAUUCCAAUUAGCUUAGCUGAUAAAUAAAGAAGAAAAUGUUGGUUCUUGUAAUGUAUACUACAAUAUGUUGAGUUAAAAUGAAAGUCAAAUAAUUACACCAA
Messenger RNA from Momordica charantia (bitter melon), 1811 nucleotides. RefSeq names its product spermine synthase. The record is from RefSeq and is a predicted model, not a curated record. Lineage: Eukaryota; Viridiplantae; Streptophyta; Magnoliopsida; Cucurbitales; Cucurbitaceae. Gene Ontology annotation, cellular component: cytosol. Gene Ontology annotation, molecular function: spermidine synthase activity. Gene Ontology annotation, biological process: spermidine biosynthetic process.